AACACCCCAGAAAUCAAAAAUCAAAUAUAAAAAAAGCAGAGAGAAAUGGGUAGAGAGGAAGCGAAGCUGAGCGAGGCGAAGGCGUCGUACCGGAGCGCAAAGGCGAUCGGAAACCACGAGGAGGAGGCCCGGUGGGCCAACUUCAUCGGCAACUUGCUCAAGGACCGCGGCGAGUACUUGCAGGCCCUCAAUUGGUUCGAUAUCGAUUACGAUCUCUGCAACAAGUACUUGUCCCCGAAGCACUCCCUCGCCACCUGUCAGUCCCUCGGCGAGGUCUAUCUUCGUCUCGAACGUUUCCAAGACGCCCUUGUUUAUCAGAAGAAACAUUUAAUGCUUGCUGAGGAGGCCAAUGACCUUGUUGAGCAGCAAAGGGCCAAUACACAACUAGGUCGUACCUACCACGACAUGUAUCUAAAAUCCGUGGAGGAACAUCAGUCUGCGCGGAAUGCCAAAAAGUACUUCAAGUCUGCUAUGAAGCUUGCGCAGGCUAUCAAAGACAACCCGCCUCCUAAUAAGUCCUUUAUCAAGGAAUAUAUUGAUGCGCAUAACAAUAUAGGAUUGGUUGAACUUGAUCGUGAUAACCUGGAAGAGGCUGAGAAAAUCUUUACUAAAGCAUUAGUUAUUUGUGACCAAGAAGAGGUGAAUGAAUAUGACGAUGCACGCACCAGGCUCCAUCACAAUCUUGGAAAGGUUUACACCGAGCUGAUGAUGUGGGAAGAUGCUCGGGAACACAUUGAGAAGGACAUUCUGAUAUGUAAACAAAUUGGUCAUUGUGAAGGAGAGGCAAAGGGGUAUAUCAAUCUUGGCGAGUUGCAUAACCGUGUCCAGAAGUAUCAGGAGGCAAUCCUUUGCUACCAAAAAGCACUUGAUCUAGCAAAAUCAAUGGAAGAUGAGGAUGCCUUGGUCCGUCAAAUUGAAGACAAUAUCAACACUGUAGAAGAGUUAGGUAAAGUAAUGGAUGACAUCAAGAGUGAAGAGCAAAAUCUCAAGAAGUUAACUAGAGAUAUGGCCAUAGCAAGAGGCACAAGACAGAAAAGGAAAUGUCAGCUCAAGCAAAUUGGUUCUCUUGAUGCUCUUAUUAACAAAUCAGAGACUAUCUCUGCCUGGCCAAAGGUCCUUGAAUUUGCAAAAAAGAAGAAGAAAGUAGCAACUGAAAUUUGUGAUAAAGAAAAGAUUGCUGAUUCACUUUGGUACAUUGGAUUAUCCUACUUGAAGAUAAGGAAGUUCCAGAAAGCCCUUAAAUGGAGCACGAAGAGUUUGAAAAUUUUCAAAUCACUUGGAAACUUGGAGGGACAGGCGUUAGCACAAAGUAACAUAGGUCUUGUUUUGGACAGUGAAGGUGAUUAUGAAGAAGCACUAAAAGCAUUUACAGAUAGCUACAGUCUUGCUCUUGAGGCUAAACUUCCUGAUGUACAGCGUACUGCACUAGAAAAUAUGCACUAUAGCAACUUGAACAGAUUUGACAAUGUUGAAGAGACCAGGAGAUUACAAAUUCUAAUUGACAAAUUGGGGCAGGAAAACAAUGGAGGGCGUGAAAAAGAAAACAUGGAUUGCUGCCCUGAAUCUAGUACAGAAGGGAGCGAUGAUUUCUCUGAUAAUAUGCCUAAUGCAUGCUGUUCAGAAGAGAUAAGAAACUCCCAGCCUAGCAGAUCAGAAUCUUUAAACCAAAAGGAAGAGCUGAAUGAUGACGUACCUUUGAUUUCUCUCAUCCGGUCCACCAAAGCUUCAUCUAAGAUGAAAUCAGCUCAUUUAGAAAACAAUGAGCAUAGAGUGGUGGGCCGUAAACGCAUUCGUUUAGUCCUAUCUGAUGAUGAUGAAGAAGAAGAAAUGUCUGAUGCGGCAGAAAGCCCAAAAUGGACUCAUUUGUAUAUUGCCUUGGUUGCAGUUAAGACUAGAAGUAAUACAGCUAGUCCUACUACUAAAUUUCAGGAUGUCAUAGCCUUGACCUCAAAUUUUGCCACAAGAUCUUCUGAUCCUCCUGUUAAUACUGAAGAAAGCUCUAGUUCAUGCAAAUCCAGGACUCAAAAUAUGGCUACUCCAGACGGCAAAUGUUUUAGAGCGUCAAGUUCUGGUGAAGGUCUUAAUGCUAGUGGCUCUAGAUGUGAGGUCACUGUCUCUGGAAAUAUAUUGCAGAAAAAUGACGCUGCACAGUUUAUGUUGCUUACUUUGGAUGAUAAACAUAAUCAAUGUAUAACUUUUGAAAUCGAUGAAGACCUAAUACAGGGCUCAUUCAUUGCUUCUGAUAAUCUAAGCAUUGAGUCAGUGAAGGUUCAACUGGCGUGCUUAUAUUAUUUGCAGCUUCCUAUGGAGAGAAAACUCGAGGGGUUGCUUCCAAUAAUUCAGAAUGUAAAAUGUGGGGGAAAGGUUAUUGAAUACCUGGAAACAGUUGAAACAUUUCAGGGGCACAUGGGAAAAAUUGUGGUUGAAGCUGUCAUUGUUGGAUGGGUCCAAAAGCGUUUGAUAAAACUAUACACCGAAUACUGCUACAAGUUAUCUGAGACACCCAACAUGAAGUUGCUGAAGAAACUAUAUGAUCUGGGGGUUUCAGACGAUGAAAUUACUGUUUCUGAAUGUGAAUUGCAAGAUCUAUCAAUAACUCCGCUAUUGGAUGUCCUCCAUGCUCGUAAAACAUUUACAAUGCUAGACCUUUCCCACAAUAUGUUAGGAAAUGGUACUAUGGAGAAACUCUCUCAAGUACUCACAUCAUCAGGCCAAAAACAUGGUGGCUUAACGUUGGAUCUACAUUGCAACAGCUUUGGUCCAACUGCUUUGUUCCAGAUUUGUGAAUGCCCUCUGCUGUUUACUCGGUUGGAAGUGCUUAAUAUCUCAGGAAAUCGUCUCACUGAUGCAUGUGCAUCUUACCUUUCAACUAUCUUGGAAAAGUGCAAGGCCCUUUGCAGUUUGAGUAUAGAGCGAUGCUCCAUCACAUCUAGAACUAUUCAAAAGGUUGCUGAUGCAUUGGGUGCUGACUCUGUCCUUGAGCAACUUUGUAUAGGAUAUAACAAGCCUAUUUCUGGAAGUGCCAUUACUAAUUUACUCGUCAAGCUUGGCAGUCUGAAAAGAUUUUCAAAAUUAAAUAUGAGUGGCUUGAAGCUAAGCAAGCCUGUGGUUGAUAGCCUUUGCCAGCUUGCUAAACACUUGUCCUUGUCAGUACUUAUGCUUGGGGAAACUGGAAUUGGACUUGACGGGGCAUUAUUAGUUACUGAGUCAUUGUUCCAUGAAAUUGAUGAGAUUGUAAAACUUGACUUGUCAUAUUGCGGAGUGACACAUGAUUAUGCUGUCAAACUAAGCACCAAUUCUUCUACGAUUUGUGGCAUCCUUGAGCUUAGCCUUUCAGGGAAUCCUAUUAUGCAAGAGGGUAGCAAUGCCUUAUCAUCAAUGCUUUUGAAUUCUCAAUGUUGUCUGAAAGUUUUGGCCCUUCAAAAGUGCCAGCUUGGGAUCUCUGGCGUUCUACAAAUUAUUCAGGCAUUAUCAGGUAAUGUUUGUCUUGAAGAGCUAAAUCUUGCUGAAAAUGCGGAUGUUGGUAAAGAGCAGUCUUUCGAUGAAAAAAAAGAUAAAGAGUACUCUGCACCAUAUGACAUGGCAGAAAAAGGGAAUGUUGGACUCUCGCAGCCAAACCUCAAUAUGCCUAAAUCUUCUCCAUUGGUAUAUGCACCCAAUGAUGUUAGCCAGCUUGAAGUUGCUGAUAGUGAAGAUGAUGAAGUUGGGGUUGAAGCUGCCGCAUCUGCACGCGAUGAGAGCUGCUCAAGCUCAUAUCGAAGAAUUUCCUCGUCUACUGAGUGCCAGUUUCUUGAAGGGUUUUGCACUGCCAUUGAUAUGGCAAAGAAUCUGAGGUUCCUGGACCUAAGCAAAAACGGUUUCUCCAAACAAAGUGCAGAGAUAUUGUAUUCGUCAUGGUCAAGAUCAAGAUCUGAGUCAGCUCGGAGGCACAUCAAGGACAAGACCAUCCACUUCUUUGUGGAGGGAAUGAAGUGUUGUGUGAAAUCCUGCUGCAGGAAGGACUAA
Fragaria vesca subsp. vesca is the source of this 4005-nucleotide messenger RNA. RefSeq names its product protein TONSOKU-like. NCBI's taxonomy places the organism in Eukaryota, Viridiplantae, Streptophyta, Magnoliopsida, Rosales, Rosaceae. The coding region runs from base 46 to 4005 and encodes 1319 amino acids. The record is from RefSeq and is a predicted model, not a curated record. The transcript is spliced from 20 exons. Gene Ontology annotation, biological process: epigenetic regulation of gene expression; meristem structural organization; response to DNA damage checkpoint signaling. Gene Ontology annotation, molecular function: protein binding. Gene Ontology annotation, cellular component: nucleus.